Molecule: messenger RNA, 1183 nt
Organism: Spinacia oleracea (spinach)
Lineage: Eukaryota; Viridiplantae; Streptophyta; Magnoliopsida; Caryophyllales; Amaranthaceae
Product: transcription factor bHLH118
Exons: 3
Coding region: 74-949 (291 amino acids)
Biological process (GO): regulation of transcription by RNA polymerase II
Cellular component (GO): RNA polymerase II transcription regulator complex
Molecular function (GO): RNA polymerase II transcription regulatory region sequence-specific DNA binding; protein dimerization activity; DNA-binding transcription factor activity, RNA polymerase II-specific
Source: RefSeq, a predicted model, not a curated record
CCUUAAACACAAAAUCCCAAAUAAAAAAAACUUCCUUAAACCCUUAAACAUACCCUUAACCUCGUACUAAUCCAUGGAUCACAAUCCUCCAACUUCGAGCGAUCCCUUCGAUUUCAAUCCAAUCAUACUUGAUGAUGAACUAAUGCAGCUUAUUAGUAGUAUUUUUCCACAAAUCCCUCAAAAUCAUGAUGCUUCAAAUGAAAUAAACCAAGCUCAAGAUCAUAAUACCUUAAUGAUUAACAACUCAUUUCAUACUUCUCCUCAGGAAGCACAACAAUCUCAACAUAAUGUUGUUGAGUUCAACUCGGCUCCGGCCCCGGCCCCGGCCCCAGCCCCGGCCCCGAAUAAGAAUAAGAAUAAGGGUAAGGGUAAGGACGUAAAGAAGAAUGUGAAGGCUAUGGAAAUCGAGCGAAAGCGGAGGCAAGAAAUGUCAUCUCUCUACCAAGAACUUCGGUCAUUACUGCCUGUUGAAUCUAUCAAGGGAAAACGAUCAAUAUCAGAUCUCUUGGAAGAAACCACAAACCAUAUAAACAAUCUACAACUAGGAAUAAAAGGAUUAAACGAUAAAAGAGAUGGAUUACUCAGAACAACUUCGUCAUCAUCAGGUGGACAUUCAAGCAGUAGUAGUCAUAAUUUGAAUUCAAACCAGCAAAAUCAGCAGCAAAAUCAUCAGCAGGUGACAGUAAAACCUUGCAAAGAAGGAAUCAUAGAAGUUAUUAUCAGUACAAGUGCACCAUUGUACAACGAUAACAACGAAAGGACGACCCUUUGCCUUUCGAAGGUGCUCUGUUUACUCAGCAAUGAAGGACUUAAUGUGAUCAACUGCAUUUCUUCAAGAAUUCAGAGUAAUUUGGUUCACACCAUACAAGCUCAGGUUGAUGAUGGGAGAGGCAUUAUUGAUCUACGUCUACUGCAACAGACAUUAACACUUGUGAAUAAUUAUGAUUAAUUAAUCCAUAAUGUUACUAUACUUUAUUCUUUUCCAGGAAUAACUUGUUCGUGUAUUUGGAACCUGAAAUAUUCAUGUAAUUGUUUAUUAGCCACUACAUCUAUUAUUUUAUAUUUAUCUGAAGCUACUUGAAAUAUGAUAUGAUGUAAUUGUUCAUUAGCCACCUGAAAUAUGAUUUAAUUGUUUGUUAGCCACCACAUCAAUUAUUUUUUUUUAAUUUGGAACUUGAAAUAU